Oncorhynchus tshawytscha (Chinook salmon) is the source of this 985-nucleotide messenger RNA. Its product is annotated as perlwapin-like. Gene Ontology annotation, molecular function: peptidase inhibitor activity. The transcript is spliced from 6 exons. Lineage: Eukaryota; Metazoa; Chordata; Actinopteri; Salmoniformes; Salmonidae. Gene Ontology annotation, cellular component: extracellular region. Gene Ontology annotation, biological process: antibacterial humoral response; innate immune response. The record is from RefSeq and is a predicted model, not a curated record. Bases 1 to 651 code for a protein of 216 amino acids.
AUGGACAUGAAUUUGUCAGCGCGUUGUGCUUUUGUUCUUUUUCUGUUGGCAUUUGUAGAUUUGAAAAUAGUCUCUGCUGCAGAAACGGGAGGCACAUCUACAGCAAAGCCUGGAGUGUGCCCUCGUAGACCAUGGGGCGUAGGGACAUGUGCAGAGUUCUGUUUCAAUGACAGUGACUGCCCCAAUGAUGAAAAAUGCUGCUACAAUGGAUGUGGGCAUAACUGCAUUGCACCGUACACAGCAAAGCCUGGAGUGUGCCCUCGUAGACGAUGGGGCGAAGGGACGUGUGUGGAGUUCUGUUCCAAUGACAGUGACUGCCCCAAUGAUGAAAAAUGCUGCCACAAUGGAUGUGGGCAUGACUGCAUUGCACCGACACAGCCUGGAGUGUGCCCUGUUAGACGAUGGGGCGUGGGGAUAUGUGCAGAGUUAUGUUCCAAUGACAGUGACUGCCCCAAUGACGAAAAAUGCUGCCACAAUGGAUGUGGGCAUAACUGCAUUGCACCUUACACAGCAAAGCCUGGAGUGUGCCCUCGUAGACGAUGGGGCAUGGGGAUGUGUGUGGAGUUCUGUUCCAAUGACAGUGACUGCCCCAAUGAUGAAAAAUGCUGCCACAAUGGAUGUGGGCAUAACUGCAUUGCACCGACACAGUGAAGCCCGGUCGCUGUGUCCUGCCCAACGGGACCUACAUGUGUGCCGAGUACUGUUACAAAGAUGGCCAGUGCCCCGAGGAACAGAUGUGUUUCCAGAUAUGUUGAUUCUAUGCCUGCAGUGAGCCAUUGAAGCUUUAUUGGAAAUUCUUAUUAGUUAUAAGAAAUAAGUAGAAAAUACAAAUCAUUACAUGUACAAUUAUGUCUAUGAAAACUGAUGAUUUUAUGCAAUAAUAAAUAUGAAAAAUGAUCAUAGCUUUUAUGGAAACUGGACAAUUUUCAUGGGCAGUAUGUGAAUUGACAAACUCAUGUGGACUGCUGAAUUUGAAUAAAACAAG